CCUUAGUCUGAGCAGAUAUAAAUGCCAAGCACACAGAACUUCAUGAGGUCCUUAAAAGGUAGGGUUUAUUUUCUGCUUCUCAAACAUAUGACUGUUCGUGAUUUGAAUAUUCAAAUGUGUAAACAUGCACUCCUUAGUUACGGCAUAAUUCCUCUGUGUGAAAUGUCAUAGCAGUGAUGGUAAGCCAGUUUACUUUUGUUUUGUUUUUUACGGUAAGUGUUUUAUGCAUAAUUAUCAUUGUGGUGGAUUGUGUUUUUCAAAAUGCUAUGGUAUAUAUUGCUGUCAAUAUAAAACCACACACUAACUUCAGCUAUGUUCUUCCUGGUUAAACAUUGCCUUUCACUAUUUGAAAAAAAUAAAUCCACAGGCAGGAUAUUUUUGUGUGUGAGCACACACUCACACGCAUGUGUGUGCACACACCUACACACACAAAGUUGGAUUUGAAGAGUAUUGUGAAAUAUUGACACAAAAGACCAUGUUUCUGGGGGGUCAUUUCCACUACCCUUUCUUUAAACAUAAUGAAUGAAUUGCAUUAAAGAGAACGGAGAAUGAGAAUGUACUCAUUUGCACAUUAAAAAAGUUAAUGUUUUAAGGGUUCAAGCAACAUUCCGACCUUCACGCUUUAUGCUAUAUCCAGAAUCAGUGACUGGCUUAAUCAAUGUUUAUGUGAGAAAUAACUUGCAUUUGUAUUAAAAAUUAGUUUAUUAUGCUUUCAUAUGCCACAAUGCAACGGACACAACUGACAUAUAUUGCAUUUUUUCCUUUUUGAAUUAAAUUUUGCUUCUAUGCAGUUGAAACUAUGCAGUUUUCCAGCUAUGCAGUGGCAAAACAAGUACAGCAUGUACAUGUCAAAACGAGCAGACAGGAGAGGGUAGACAAAAAUUGUAUUCACUAAUUAUCAUGAAUCUAACUUUAUAAUGAUUGAUGAUGGGUUUUUAUUAGUGAUAAAAAAAGAGUUAAGAUAAGUUAAGCUGUGUUAUCCUUUCUAUAGCAGGUGAUAGAUGAAAAAAAUAAACCAUAAAUAAUAUAAUGUGUGGCCUUGUUUGGCCACCUCAUACAGCCAGAAUAGCCAUGGUGGUGGAGUGGUUAGUGCUGCUGCUUGAAGGUUCCUAGUUGGGGCUUCUUUUUUUUUUCUUUUUUUUUUUUUUGAGUGGCACUACAUGCUCUCCCAGUGCCUGAGUGUUUUUUCUUUUUCUUUUUGUGAUUCAAUUCAAUUCAAGUUUUACACUAAUAAAGAGAAAUUUUUAGCAAUCAGAUGACCCCAAUGAGCAAGCAAAAAUGGGAACUCUAUUUAUCAACAUCAAAUAUUGAUAAACUAUAUUUAUCAGUAUCAAAGCUUUAUCAUAAGUUUUAAGUCUAAUCAUCAAAGUAGAGAGGGUGUCUGCCUCCCGAAACCAAAUUGGGAGCUGGUUCAACAGAAAAGAGGCCUGAAAGCUGAAGUGUCUGCCUCCCAUUCUACUUUUACCAACCAACUGAAACCAACUUCUACCAGUUUACUGUGAAAGGACAGAGGUUUUCACAAUGCACAUGUUGAAACCACCAGAAAAAAAGCAGCUGGCCCUUCAGCUUAAUCAGCUCCAGUCAAUGUUAACAGGUGACAGGCACACUCAUAUAACAGAGCUACAGUCACCAGUCAGAUUGAAACAGCAACAAUAGCAAAGUGUGACCACAGGAUGGCGGUAAUGUAAUGUAAUGCAAUGUAUGCUAUGAAAGGAGGGACUUUGGUAAGUCUUUAUUUAUGUCUGUUUUUAGAUAUGACAAGGUAAGUACUGCUUGCCAUGGUUGUCCUGAAAAGUGUAUAAUAUAAUGAGAAUUCAUUAUAUCCACAAACUAAGACAGAUGUAUCUACAUGUUGUGUCACUGUUUCUCCUUCAGGUGGCCAGAAUGCACAGAAAUCCACAUUUUACCUUUAAUCCAAAGGAAGGGAUUGACAACCCAGCUCUGGUCAUGACUGAUGAUCCUGCCAGAUCCAAGCGUGGUGCCGAGACUGUGCCACCUGAAGCGUUCAGAGGGCCAAAGCUUUGGCUUUCAUCUGUGUAUGUACAGCCAGGGUUUUGAGAUCACAGAUCUGGAUCCAUGGAGUCCUGCAGAGCACAGUGGCCUCAAGGAUGGAGAUCGAGUACUGGAGGUGAAUGAGGAAUAUGUGGUCAACAUGGAUUUUAGCAGGGUUGUGAGACAGAUCCAGUCAUGUGGCUUACACCUAUUUCUUCUGGUGCUGAAGAGGGAAGAGUAUGAAUGGGCAGUGUCUAUGGGCGUGGACCUAAAAUUCCUGGCCAAUGCCACCAAAGGGGAUCGCUGGUCUCGACCCAGGCUAUGUCACAUCCAAAAACAGCCAAAGCAUGGCCUAGGAAUGACUAUUGUCUCAGUCGAUGGUGAAAAGAAUCAAUAUAUGGUGAGAACAGUUAUUGAUGGUCCAGCAGAGAAAGCGGGUAUCUUCAGUGGUGACAGACUGAUCUGGAUUAAUGGACUGAUGGUGUCCACUCUCAGAUACUCAGCUCUCAUCAGAACUGUGAAGAAGAGUGGGGAUUCAGUGACAGUGCUUGUUAUUGACAGUGACAGUGAGUCAUGCUAUAUCAGAAGGAAAAUUCCCAUCAUGCCUGUGGUGGCACAAAGCUGCAGCCUCCCCCACAAAGCUAAGACCAUGAAUCUGGUGAAGGGAAGUGAUGGAUAUGGCUUCCUGUUGAGACAAGAAAAGCUGGCAAGCACACAACAAAAAGUUCAUGUGCUGAGAGAAGUGGAUGUGGGGAGUCCAGCUCAGGGUGCAGGAAUGGAGGAUGGAGACCUGCUGCUUGCUGUCAAUGGGGAACCUAUUGAGUCCAUGGAGCAUGAAGACAUUGUUAGAAAGAUUAGACAGAGUGGGGAUAAAGUCUCGCUUACAGCUAUAUCUAUUCCAGGAAGAGACUUUUACAGAGAGUUAGGCAUUUCUCCUCUGUUAUUCCAUGAAGACUGUUCUCACCACUGCAUAAAGAACUGGGAGGACGCUCCUCUAAGAAAACCCACAAAGUAUAAUCAGGACAGAGAGGAGGCUGACUCUGGUUUCUACUCAGGUUAUGUCGCAGAAAUGCCAGAAACCGUAAGGAUACAGGACCCUACUGGCCACAGUGAAUGCUGCAUGGAAUCUAGUUACUUCACAAGAGAACUCUCUGAAGAUUUAGGUCCAUUGACCAAGAUUUCUGAGAGAACACAUUAUGUUUACUUGUGAUGGAAAUGAACAAAAAUAGAAGUGACCAAGGCCAUCCUGUGGACAGAGCUUAACUUUGAAAAAAGUAAAGAUUUAACAGCUGAUGAAGAUGUGACUGAAGACAAUGUCUUCGUCUGGAUUCAGGCCUGCUUGGUUAUGGGCAGCCUCCCUUUUGAUUUGAUCAUAUAAUGUGAUUUUUGGACACUGAACACCAGAUUUGCAACAAAACAGCAGUAUUUUACAUCCUUGUAGUUAUAAAAUCACAAAUUACUCAUCUCCUGUGUAGUAAUGGUGUCAUCAUGUUUACUGAAAACUGAAUAAUUACUUCGCUGCAAUUGUCACACUUGGCAAAGCUGAGUGGACCAAACUGCAUCCACUUCUGACCUGCAGGCCCAUUCUUUUUAAAUCCCCAUGCUGUGCUAUCUAUAUAAUAUGACAAACUUUAGAAUGCACCGUGGAUGGAUAUACUCCUAGAUAUUUCAUAUACGAUCUCAAAAUAUAUUAUUGUACUGUGUGCCAUUGGUGCAUAGAGAUUCUGUAUUUUAUUCAUUCAGUCCACAGGUUUUUGUUUUGUCACCUCAGUUAAUUCGAGUCACAAAACCCCCUGAAUGUUUUUGUGGUGCUGUUGCCUUCUUUGUGUGCAAAUAUCUAAUAAAAGAUCUAAUAAAUAAUAACUUAAGUAGGUUAAAUUCACAGUUACCUACUUUACUUGAGCUUCCCUUUUUACAUCGCUCUCUAUUGUUGCUUCACAAUGCUUUAUAUUUUACUUCAUUAUCUGACAGUUUAUACUACUUUUGGACCUUUGUAUAUAAAAAAAUAAGUCACCCAGUUGUGCAUAGUACAACUAAAAGUAUUAAUUAGUUAAUCAAUUUUUGAUUUGCUUUUUGUUUUUGUUUUUAGACAAAAACAAAGGACUAGAUUGAGAGACUGCAUCUUAGCUCAUACAAAUGCCCUCAAAACUGAAAAUGAAACCAUAUGGUAUGGUCAUUUUCUUUUGUUUUAUUUCAUUAUUAUUUAUUAUUAACAAUAAUUAUUAUUACAUUUAUUGACUCUGGGUUCCAUCCUUAGACGGGAAGGGAUUGCUUUUCAUUGUUAUGCUGAUGAAUGCCAAAUUUAUUUGCCACUAAAGCAGAAGGAUGGCAUCGCCAUCAAACCUCUUUUGGCAUGUCUAGAUGACAUUAAAGUGUGGUUGGCUUUAAACUUUAAAAUUUUAAUGAAAAGAAAACAGAGGUGUUGGUGUUUGGACCUAGUGGGCACUGUGAGUCCUCUGUUGAUUUGGGACCCCUGGAAGUUUAUUUUAAACCUGUUAUUACUGAACCUUGGUUUUAAAUUGGACAGCCAAAUUAGAGCAGUGGUGAAGUCCAGUUUUUAUCAUUUAAGGCAACUGGCAAGAGUGAAAUCUUUUCUUUCAAGGCACCUCGAAACAGUCAUCCAUGCUUUUAUUUCUUCCCGUCUGGAGGCAGUCUCUCUUCAGCGGAAGGAAAAAAUGAUAUGGUUUGAAAAUGCCAUGUCACUGCUUUCCUCAUCCCUUGCACAGAUCAAUCCACAUGUUCAUAGCAUGCCUUUUUUUCUCUGAAAUAUGCUGAGCAAACCUGUAUUGUUGACAUUUCUUAUAUGUCAAUCAGCGUAUCACCACUGAUUUAGUGAGUAAAUGUUUAUUCUCAUUCAAACUGUUUUUGUGCCUUCUUGCAGUUUAGCACUUUAUAAAGUUGCUAGCUAGCCAGUGCUGCCUCUCGGCUCAUGUUGGUUAAAAAAUUAACCCCACCGCUUUAAAAACCUUAUAUAAAAGACUGAGCAAAUUUACUGUUGCUCAUUUGGCUCUGACAUCCCACCUGAUGAAGACCCUGGAGCGGUUGGUCCUGGCUCAGCUU
Haplochromis burtoni (Burton's mouthbrooder) is the source of this 5052-nucleotide messenger RNA. RefSeq names its product Na(+)/H(+) exchange regulatory cofactor NHE-RF3-like. Gene Ontology annotation, biological process: protein localization to plasma membrane. Gene Ontology annotation, cellular component: apical plasma membrane. The coding region runs from base 1955 to 3202 and encodes 415 amino acids. Gene Ontology annotation, molecular function: protein-membrane adaptor activity; signaling receptor binding. The transcript is spliced from 11 exons. The record is from RefSeq and is a predicted model, not a curated record. Lineage: Eukaryota; Metazoa; Chordata; Actinopteri; Cichliformes; Cichlidae.